Molecule: messenger RNA, 1926 nt
Organism: Dictyostelium purpureum
Lineage: Eukaryota; Evosea; Eumycetozoa; Dictyosteliales; Dictyosteliaceae
Exons: 1
Coding region: 1-1926 (641 amino acids)
Source: RefSeq, a predicted model, not a curated record
AUGUCGGAAUAUAAGUUCAUUAAUUUUCCACAUUUUGUAAUAAGAAAAAUAUUUCGAGAAUUGGAACAUAGUGGUCCAAAGCUCUAUGGUCUAAAGAGAUAUUCAACUGAAACCACCAUUAAUGGUAUUCAUUUCUGUAAUUCUACAAGUGUACAAUUCAUUUACUUGUCGCUUGUUUCAAAAGAUUGGGCCAAUCAUAUUAUUCCAAAUAUAGAAAUACCAUGGUACGUUGCAAACGAAAGGGACUUUUAUUUUUAUAAUCUAUGGUCAACAAAAGGAAUUUUUAAUAACAUUUAUAAACCCAUAGUAUUUGAUGUAGAAAGAAUAGUAUUCCAAACAGCAGAUGACCAAUACCAAUAUCCAUCAAUUCCAAAAUCAAUAAAAAAUAUUUACAAUUUUGAAAUCCAUCAACUUGUUCAGGAGGUUCCUUAUGAAAUGCCACAAGAUGAAUCAGAAAUAUUUAGUAGAUUUCGUUUUAACCAUUUAAAACAUUUAAAGGUCAGUUUAUACCAUUUAUUUAUAAGCGCCAAUACGACACAUUACUACCCAACAUUUGCAAUUCCCUCAAAAGAAGUUUUGAAAGAUAAUGAAACAUUUAUUGACUUUGCAAGAGUAAAUUCGAAAAUAGAGAAUUUAGAGCUAACUGGCACAAGAGGCGUUAUCAUCAAUGUAGGCUUUCUAUCCAAACUAUUAACUGGAUCAAUAAAGAAAUUAAAAAUCUCAUCAUCCUCUUUAUACUUUGAGAAUGAACUUCUCGAAGAGCCAGUCGAUGGUACAACAACAAUAGUUCCUGUUCUCGAUUUUAUGCAAAACAUGAUAAAAGCCAAUUUAUUUUUUCGUUUGCAAUCUUUAAAGCUUAUCAAUACUAAUAUCAGUAGUGAUUUUAUAGCACUCACCAACUUAAAAGAAUUAAAACUUUCAAACUCCAUUGGCUAUAUUGGCAGGAUAAUCGAAAAAAUGCACACCAACCAAACACUAAAGGUUUUAUCAAUCACUGAGAAGAUCACCCAAAAUAAUAAUAUUGUUUUAAAAGCUAUAAAAAAACUAUUCGAGACCAACAAUACUCUGGAAAAAAUUACCCUCGAUUUCAGUGUGACCUACGAUCCACAAGAUAUUACCCAAGAUUCUAUCUAUGGCGACUCUAUGAAUUUAAUAGUUUCAGUAACAUCAGACUCACUAAAAAGAUUGAAGAUUAUUAGCAACACAAAUGUUAUCAUUCAAAGUGCACCAUUAUUAGAACGUUUAAUUAUUAUUGAUAAACAAAUCAAUAAAAGCCACACAAAUAACUCAAUAUGUGACUACAAAGAAUUACCAAAACUUACUCAUUUCGGAUUCAUUGGUAAAAUAACCAAUCAACCAUUAAAAGAAUUUUUAUUAAAUUUAAACAAUUCAAAUAUUUUAUACUUGGAGCCAUUUCAAAUUAUAAAUAAAAACAAUAAUAAUAAUAAUCAAUUUUCAAUUAUAAAUUUAUUAAAUAAUAGCAAAGAUUUUAAAAUCAGAAACCUAAAAAUUAAUAUUGAUAAUAAUUUAUUCGUUUAUAAUUUAAUUCAGUCACUAUCUCAAGUAUCAUCAAUAGAGCAUUUGGAAUUAACUCUUGGCUUUUCAGUUUAUUAUAAAGAAAAUGAAAAGAAGUGUAUUGCUUUGUUGAUCCAAGAAUUAUUAUAUUCAUUAUUAACUCAAGAAAACUCAACCAAGAGCCUCAAAUCGAUUAGAAUUACAAAUAAUAAUAUCGAGAUAUGUAAAUGUGAAAAUUCAAAUAAUUCAUGCAAAUCAUUUAUCGGCCAAUUUAACCUUAUCGAUAUUAUUCAUAAAAACAACCACAUUACUUUACAUCUUCCUUCAAUAUUAAAAAGAAGUCUCACCCCACAUUUUGAAAAUAAUAAUAAUUCAAUCAAGAUCUCAAAUGUUAGUGUUAACAGAUGGUAA